GGGGCCGGGGCAAUCCGGGGGAUUUUCAGGCAGCUCCUGCCCGGCAGCGCCGUGCCCCGGGGGUGCGGGUUUCCCCCCGGCUCCCGGCGCUGGCAGGUCCCGCGGUCCCGGGGGACGGGCACCGGCGCGGGGGGCCGGGCGGUCCCGGCGCUCCCGGUUCGCCAUGUGAUGGCCAUGCGGGCGGUGCGGGCCGGCAGCUCCGCCCCGGGCCGGGGGUGCCAGGUGCCGGGCGGCCCGGGGCGGUGCGUCCUGCCCUGCUCUGCGCUCCCAUCCCAUCCCUUCCCCUCUCCGCGGGAGCGCAGCAGCGCCCGGGCCGCUCCGCAGCCGGCGGGAUGUCGUGCGCCGUCCCGGCGGCGGGGGGCAGCCAGCAGAGUCAUGAAGAAGAUGACAGGAAGGUAAGGAGGAGAGAAAAAAACCGAGUGGCUGCACAGAGGAGCCGGAAGAAGCAAACUCAGAAAGCAGAUAAACUUCACGAGGAAUAUGAGUCUCUUGAGCAAGAAAAUACCUCUCUGAGAAGAGAAAUAGGAAAGCUAACAGAUGAAAUGAAACACUUGAGUGAAGUGUUGAAGGAUCAUGAGAAGAUCUGUCCACUAUUGCACUGCACCAUGAACUUUGUGACCGUACCAAGGCCUGAUGCACUCACCAGCUGCCUGCCGAGAUGAGAGCCUUUAAAUGGGAUGUGGGAAAGUGCCAUUAAUGGGAGAUUUGAAGAACUGCCUACUUACGGCACAGGUCUUCAUCAAAGGGGGCUGGACUCAACCAUGCAGCUCUUCUCCACGUUGAAGUGUUAUAGUCUUCUGAAUCUCAGGAAAGCACCAGUAUGGAAAAAAGACAAUUUGAACUGUGACUUCUUAUUUGGUAGAAUCUUUGAGCCACAGUUUUGCAUCCAGAAAUGUCAGUGUGGUAAAGUCCACCAUCGCACAAUGGAAUGCAGACAGGGAAAAGCACCCACUCUGGGCUGGGAUGCCUUUCUCCCACAUAUCCCCUGCCAGUAACCCUUUGUCACUUGUCAUCCAUGUAUAUCAUGUUCUGGCUGCUGUUUUUUCUUUCCUCUAAACAGUUUUGGUUAAUAAAAGUGAUGUCUUCUCUUUA
This is a messenger RNA of Strigops habroptila (Kakapo), 1092 nucleotides long. RefSeq names its product basic leucine zipper ATF-like transcription factor 3 (gene BATF3). Gene Ontology annotation, cellular component: nucleus. The transcript is spliced from 3 exons. Gene Ontology annotation, biological process: regulation of transcription by RNA polymerase II. The record is from RefSeq and is a predicted model, not a curated record. Lineage: Eukaryota; Metazoa; Chordata; Aves; Psittaciformes; Psittacidae. The coding region runs from base 333 to 662 and encodes 109 amino acids. Gene Ontology annotation, molecular function: DNA-binding transcription factor activity, RNA polymerase II-specific; RNA polymerase II cis-regulatory region sequence-specific DNA binding.